Poecilia reticulata (guppy) is the source of this 3581-nucleotide messenger RNA. Lineage: Eukaryota; Metazoa; Chordata; Actinopteri; Cyprinodontiformes; Poeciliidae. The record is from RefSeq and is a predicted model, not a curated record.
AUUAAUUGUUUUUAUUGUAUGGGGUGCAUUCUUUACUAUCAGUAUAGUUUCAGAUGUUGGUAUUCUAAAAGCCCACUUUUAAAUAUGUCACCCAUGAAUGCAGUGAAUAUAGAGAUAUGCACUGUAAGGCUCUAAAACAAAUCUUUAAAGCCUUAAGGUGCUUUAAGGCUUUAAAGCACCUUAAGUGAAUUUUAGUUAAGUGCAUCACCACCAGGUGGCUACCCACACAACGUUUCAUUCUAUUCUCUAAAUUACAGUUAUUGGUAUAAAGAUUAGGCUUUUUUUUUGUUAUUACAACAUUUUUAAGUUUCACUUAAAAAUGUUAAUUACCAUUUUGACAGUCUGUCACAGUGGAGAGAGCUCAGCCAAAAAGUGAAACUCUAGAUUUACCGGUCAGUCUACCUUCCUACCCUGAUCUAUGGUCAUGAGCUUUGGGUCAUGACUGAAGGAACAAGAUCAUGGAUAAAAGCGGCCGAAAUGAGUUUCCUCUGUAGGGUGUGUGGGCUCUCCCCUUAGAGAUGGGGUGAGAAGCUCAGUCUACUCAGAGUAGAGCUGCUGCUCUUCCAUGAGGAGAGGAGCCAGUUGAGGCUCGGGCAUCUGGUCAGGAUGCCUCCUGGACGCCUCCCUGGUGAGGAGUUCAUGUCCCACCUGAAGGACACUGAGAGGAACCCUGGAGGGACUACGUCUCUCAGCUAGCCUGGGAACGCCUUGGGCUUCCCCAGAGGAGUUAGUGGCUGGGGAGAGGGAAGUCUGGGUCUAACUACUUAGGCUGCUACUCCUGCGACCUGACAGUGGACAAGCGAAACAAAAAUGGUGUAUGGACUAAAAACAUUAAAAAUGGAGAUGAUUUUUAGAAAAGGGCAUUUGUGAAUAAAAAUAUAGCCUCUGGAUUAAAUCAUUAAUAUCUUAAUUUCACUCUCCAUCCCCUUAAAACAAAAGGUCACCUUUUAUUAUACCAAAACUCAAAAGAAUAGAUUUCUUGUACAAGAUCCAGUUUUAAAAAUAUUUCUAAAAACAUUUAUAAAGUUGCAAUUUUAAAAAAAGUGUCUCUAUCUGCCACAAAAUGCAGGAGUUUAUAUUGAAUUUCUUUUGCAGAAAGUUAUUACAGGGAAAAAGUCAUACAUCAUUUUGAAAUUCAUUUCUUAAUUUUUGUGUGAGUGGAAAAGAAAGGUAUAUGGUUCUUAUUUAGAGAUAUAAUUCUUAAAUGUUUUCUUCUCGGGGUAGAGGGGAAAUAUUUAGGAGGGAUUGCUAUGCUGUUUAAUUGAAUGUUUGUACAUUUUAAUAUUUUUUUGACAAAAUCAUCAUAUUAACAUAUACAAUAAAAAAAAUUGCCAUUAAAAAUAUGGUGAAGUUCACAGAGCAAGCCGUCUGUCUCAAAAAAAAAAAUUAAAACGUAAAGAAUUGAAAUAAUUUUUUUUACUUUAUUGUGAAUACAUCAAAUUUUGCUCUAUUUUCAACAAGUUGUAGCAAAGUCCAUUUGAACAGUCAAAUAUCUCAUUUAAUGACUUUGGAAAGCAAAAAUACCUAUGCUGUACAUUUUAAAUCGAUUAUUUAUUUUACUUGUGUUUUUUAGCAGCAUAAAUGCCUAAACACUGAUCGGUCCGCCAUUUUGGAUGUCGAAGUUUAUCUGCAGGGCACAUGGUCCUAAUUCUCAAAUUUUUGCACGCUUGCACACUCGAACCCUUGUUCACUUCGAGUACACACUUCAUAGAGGGGCGGAAGGUACAGUGCCAGUACUGGGACCGGGGCGUAUUCAACUCUCCAGGUCGGACCCUAUAGGAUGCUUGCCGCCGGACGGUUCUCAGUGUAACGCUAAAAGAACUCGAUCGUCUUCCGGUGUAAACAUAAGGCUGCAGUUGGAAUAAAUUCGCCGAAAACUUCAAAAUAGCGACCCAUUAAAAAGCCUAAAAUUAUUAACAGUAUAUUUACGCACUAGGUUUGUUGAUUGUUGUUCUACACGCUGAGUGCAUGAAGUAAUGGAAGGGCCACCGCAGCUACCACCUGAACUUUGGGUUUAUGUGUUUAGCUAUCUUAGCACAGAAGAAAAACACACGGUUCGCUCCUGCUGCAGGCACUUAAAGAAGCUUAUCGACCACCCGUCCCUAUGGAGGGACUACACUGUGGUGAUGUCCGAACUUCGCCGCUACACUUACGGCUUCUGGCACACAUUGAAUUACCGCAAGCUCACCCGGGUGGCUGUGCGACACCUGCGGCGGAAAGAGUGGCGACGUCUGGUAAAGUUCCUCCCGUCGCUCACGGCCAUAGUAUUUGUAGAUGGCGGGCGACAAUAUAAAGAGAAAUACAUGGACAACCUGGCCCGAUUUCCCAACCUACGUGACCUCGGGGUACGAAACGCUACUUGGGAUGAAGCGUUGCUUGGCCACAGCCUAACGCAGCACCUUCAGCAGCGCCUCACACACCUGAGCGUGUGCAACGUGCGGCUGCCCAACACUGUGGAGUUGAUCCAAACUGUGUCCCAGCUGGUCAACCUGCGCUUCCUCCUCUUCCACCAGCAGAGUGAGGGUUAUGGGCUGGACACGGUGAGGCCUGUUCCCCGCAACGACUUCCACGCCAUGUUGCUGAAGCUGAAGAAACUGAUCCACCUUUCCUGGGGGAUGAAGGGGGAGCCGCCAGAACCGCUUCCUGACGACUACCUGAGUCCACCGAACCCAGAACAGCCAGGUGUGUCUUCUCCUUCUACCUGCUGCCAUUGCUUCUCAAGUGACAGCCCGAAUUACGGAAUGUCUUCAUACGGUGGCCCGGCGCUGACCAGCCUGGAGCUUGUGGACUACCCAGAGACUAUCCUCCCUGAAAAUGCUCUGAGGAGUCUGACCUCGCUGCGGUCUCUUGCUGUCCGCUACAGGUACAUCAGAGAAGGGAUUGAGUGUCGACUCAGGUCCUGGCUGACCCCUCUGCGACAGUUGGAGUCACUCACCAUCAUUGGUGGGAACUCCCUUGCUACAUACACAACCACCAUCCCUCCCAGUGUGACCAGGCUGACACUGCGAGUAGCCAUAACUCUGAAAGACAUGGACUCCAUUGCUCCUAAAGUUCCAGGACUGGAGCACCUGGACAUUGAGCAGAACCGUUCCAGUGGAAGCCUCUGCAGACGGAUCCCAAUGCUAUUUCCUCAUCUCAAGACUCUUAGGAUACGAUUUUUCCGGCGGGAGCCAGAGAAAGAUCUCCUUAGUCUCCACAAACUGCGACACCUGGUGCAGCUGGAGCUCCUGGUUGAGCGCUCCUUCAUUCUGAGGGAUUACCUGAACGGCCACCCGUGGCCCAGCCCCUGUGUGCAGGAGCUCAUUAAUGAGCUUCGGGAUCUGUCAGAGAACAGGAUCACUGUCAUCACCACAAUGCGCCAGAGAAACCUUCUAAGAGAGUGUGACUGUUUGUGGGAGGGGGACUGAUCUGCUUUACAUAGGGCAAGACGAGAAGGUACACGGUUCAUAAGUGCAAUGCUCAAGGACAGAGUCAAAACAAAGUUCAGAGGUUAAAGCUGCAGUGGUUGCCAAUUUUCCUAAAAUGAAACAUUUGGAUUCUGUAUGUACGCAUUUCUUAAUAAAUUGACAUUCAUAUCAAUG